Danio rerio (zebrafish) is the source of this 10640-nucleotide messenger RNA. Lineage: Eukaryota; Metazoa; Chordata; Actinopteri; Cypriniformes; Danionidae. The record is from RefSeq and is a predicted model, not a curated record.
CCACAAACAAAAGGUUGUGAACAUUCAAAUGUAUGCCGAAAGUUUUCAGGAGGCCAGGAGGCUGCUGCCCUUCUCCUUAGGUUUUAUUGCAAGGUCUCAAGUAAGUCAAGCAAUCUGCUCAGGACGAGCCAUCUAACCUAUCUUUAGCCACUGCAAGCAAGUGAAUGGAGAGCCUGACUUAUCUUCACUGCUGUCAUCGAGGCUGCCAGUAUUUUUAGGGGACAGCAGCAGCUGCAAAAGCAUUUAACGGUCUUCUACGAACAAUGACACUAGGGGUGUCUCAGGACUAAACACCACAGAGUUUGUGGGACCGCUGGAGCAUUCAAAGGAAAGCGGUCUGAUAAAAUUAAAAACAUCUUAAAAGGGGCACGUAGGAGCCUUGGCAAAAUGGACAGGUGACACGGAGUAGAUGUUAAUGAGGAAGACAUACCACAACAAAUCUACGAAAGUGGAAAAGGAUUAUUCGGUGAAAAACAAAAUACUGCUGGAAGGGUGGUGAAGCAGAAGAAGCUGGUCACAACGGAAUGUAUAUUGACAGUUGUCUCUGAGGACCGAACAGAGACUUACUUGAUAAACAGCUGGACAACCAAAUUCUCCAGAGCAAUAAAUAGACUGAAUGCCUGUAGCCUGUCAAUCUGAGUGGAGGUUGGCAAGCGAGAAGGGAUGGAUGUGUUUGGUGGAGCACCACGGUUCCUGGCAUACCCUCGGCCUGUGGUUGUACAGAGUGGCACAGAUGCAGUUCUGAAAUGUCAGAUCGGCGGAGAUCCCAGACCUGCCGUUAUAUGGGAAAGAAACAAUGAGAAGAUUCAUCCAGAGGGCAGAUACCGGGUGUUUGAGGAUGGAAAUGUCUACAACCUUAUAAUAACUUCAGUGACAAUGGAGGACAGUGGGCAAUACAUCUGCAAGGCAAAGAACUGCAUUGGAGAGACUUAUGCAGCAGCCACUUUAAAAGUAGAAGGUGAAGCACAGGAGAUGGAAGUUCGGGAGGAAAACAAGCCACGCUUUCUUAUCAAACCCCUCUCAACUAGGGUUGGACGAGGAGAAGAUGCCAUGUUCUCCUGUAAGCUGUGGGGAAACCCUAGACCAGAAGUAAUGUGGGAGAAGGAUGGUAAGAAGUUGAAUGAGAUCUUUGAGAGCACACAUUUCUCCAUCAGCUAUCAGGAUGGAGGGUGGUUCCAGCUGAAAAUUUUCAAGACGAGAGCACCAGAUGGAGGGGUGUAUACGUGUAAGGCCAGGAAUGAAUUUGGAGAGAGUCUGGCAGGGGCUGUGCUGUUAGUGGAUGCUGGACCAGGACAUGAAGAUGAAGGCAACCGUAAUGGAUACACUAACGGCCACUGGAAAGCACAUCAGGGGAAACAAAGAAGUGGUAGACAAGUUGCGACCAGGCUGAAAGAUGACCCAUUACCUAAUUCAGCCAAAGUAAAAAUGUUUGCAGUGACAGAGGGGAAACAUGCAAAGUUUCGAUGCUAUGUAACAGGAAAGCCAAAACCAGAAAUAUUAUGGAGGAAAGAUGGGAAACUUAUCUUGUCUGGAAGACGGUACCUAUUGUAUGAAGACAGAGAAGGUUACUUCACACUUAAAGUUCUCUACUGCAAGCAACAGGACAAUGGAGUUUAUGUCUGUUCUGCUUCAAACACUGCAGGACAAACACUAAGUGCUGUACACCUCAUCGUCAAAGAGCCACCUGUUCGAUUUAAGCAACCAUUGAAUGACUUGCAAGUAUGGGAAAGGGACUUGGCUGUUCUUGAGUGUGAAGUUCCUGAGGACUCUGUUCCAAUCACAUGGUACUUAGAAGACAGACGACUGCAGCCUGGAGCCAAAUAUGGGAUGGAAGAGUGGGGGACAAAGCGUCGACUAACAAUUCGUGAUAUUGGAGUUGAUGAUGAUGGGAUUUAUCUCUGCGAGAUGGCUGAUGGGGGCAGAAGUAUUGCUGAGGUAGCAGUCAAAGGCACAAUUGUAAGAAAGCUGCCACGAAAAGUUGACGUUCUGGAGGGGGAAAAUGCAGCAUUCUGCGUGGAAGUAGAGGAAGAAGAAAUGGACAUUCAUUGGUACAAAGAUGGAACAGAGCUGAGAGAGACUCACCAGACCAUUCUCAAAUCAUUUGGAAGAACCCACAUUUUGGUCUUUGUAAACACCACACCACAAGACUCUGGUUUGGUCAUGUUUUACGUUGGUAGAUCAAAAACAUCAUCUCAGCUACGUGUUAAAGCGGCAAGGCACUGUCCACCAAGCUGUCCUAUAGGGGUACAAAUAAACACAGAAAGAGCAAAUGCAGCUCUUCUUUCCUGGUUUCCAGCACAAGACUCUCGAAAGAAUCCACCUUCAGGAUAUAUUAUUGAACGACAAGAGGUUGGCUCACAAGAGUGGCUUCAAUGUUUGACCACAGACUCUGCAACCUCAGUGGAGAUUCUUGGUGACAGUGUUCCAUGCGAGGCAGAUUACAGAUUUCGGAUAUGCAGUGUCAACAAAUAUGGAAGAAGUGGAAAUGUAGAGUUCCCUCGAGCAGUUCACCUUGUUCCAGUUGCAAGAAUCCAGGCACCUUUACAAGAUGCUUUAGUGCCAGAGGGCCAGGAUGCCUGCUUUACCAUUGAGCUCUCUGCCUCAGUUAUAGGCACUUGGUUCCUAAAUGGAAAUCAGCUUCAAGACGAUGAACGUUUCUCCAUAAGGCGUUCACGUACGCACCAGUCCUUACGCAUCCGGGGGGUUCGAGACACAGAUAAUGGAGCAGAGAUCACUUUCAUUGCUUAUGGAAUUCGCGAUUCUGCUGCUCUGUAUAUACAAGCUCCACUUGUAAAGUUCACUCCACUUUCUGAAAUGGAUCGAAAUAAAUUUGUAGAGGUUGGCAACCCUAUAGUGCUCUACUGUGAGCUGUCAGACCCUGAGGCUCCAGUUCGGUGGUACAAGAAUGGUGUUGAACUUCAAUCCAUGGAAGGUCUGCAUAUCCAAUCAGAAGGAACAAUGAGGAGGAUUGUCAUCCAAUCAGCAGAAUUCUCCCACUCAGGAGUUUAUAGCUGUGAUGCUAUUGAUGACGUCAUCAGGUUUAAUGUGGAGGUGGAGGCCCCACCAGUGAGGUUCUCAGUUGUUCCGGAGGGCAAGAGGAACAAAUCAAUAGAAGUAGGUACAACGAUAGCACUGCAAUGUGAGCUCUCAGACCCAGUUGCCCAGGUCUCCUGGUACAAGGAUGGUGUGAAACUUCUACCACAAAGUGGAGUAGACUUCAAAUCUGUGGGCACAAAGAGGGAACUUGUUGUCCAGUCAGCUGAAUUUUACCACUCAGGGGUGUACAGCUGCAAGACAAGAGGUGAUGCUGUUCACUUCAGUGUGGAUGUUAAAGCCCCACCUGUGAGGUUCUCAGCUGUCCCUGAGGUUAAGCGGAGAAAGUGCAUUGAAGCAGGCUGCCCCAUUACUCUGCAGUGUGAGAUUUCAGACUCUGCUGCACAAGUCCAGUGGUAUAAAGAUGGGAAUCUUGUAGAAUCUGGAGUAGACAUCAAUUCAGAUGACUGCAUGAGAACUCUCAGUAUUCAGUCAGCACACCCAUCUCACGCCGGUGUGUACAGCUGCACAACAAAGGAUGAUGUCCUCGAGUUUCAUGUGGAGAUAAGAGCUGCACCGGUGAGGUUCUCAGCUGUACCGGAAGCUGGGAAGAAUAUAUGCACCGAAGCUGGUGGCCACUUUGAACUCUGCUGUAAGGUAUCAGACCCGGCAGUCCACGUCAGCUGGUUCCACAAUGACACACAGCUUCAGCCUGAGACUGGUUUGGAUGUUCAGUCAGAGGGAGAAGCAAGGACUCUGAUAGUCAAUCCAGCUGAGCCAAGACAUUCUGGAUUGUACCGCUGUGAAACAUCAGACGACUCUGUCCAGUUCACUGUGGAUAUCAAAGACCCACCGGUGAUGUUCUCAGCAUUACCAGAUACUGUGAAGAACCGGCUGAUUGAAGCAGACAACUCCACUGAUUUGUAUGGUGAGAUCUCAGAGCCAAAUGCCAAGGUGUGUUGUUACAAGGAUGGUGUAGAGCUCGUCUCAAAAAGUCAGCCUCAUAUCAAAUCGGAGUGUACCAGGAGGACGUUAGCUGUCAAGACAGCACAGCCCUCUAAAUCUGGAUGGUACGACUAUGUGAGAACGGGUGAUGUCUUCCAGUUUAAUGUACAAGACCAAGUGUCACCGACCAUUUUGGCUGAUCCUGAAGUUCAGAAGACCAAAUUCGUUGAAGAAAUGGAAUCCGUUGUUCUACCUUAUGAGAUCUCAGACCCUGCUCCAUAUGUCAGCCAGACAAAAGAAGAGAAGGUCAUGCUUCCUCAAUCAAAACCCGAACCUGAAUUAGAAUCUAAUUCUGAUUUUGAUCCUGAAUCUAAACAUGAAGUUCACUUAGAUGCAUCAAGAGGAGCUUUAAUCAUCCACUCACCCGAGACAUCUCUUGUUAAAGUAAAAUGCCCAAAGACACCAGAGGAUCCCAUCCAGUUUGAAAUGGACCAAGCAGAGCUGUCUCACUAUGAGGUGUUCAGUGGUGAGAUCUAUGAUGACUCUGUCCAGUGCACUUUGGAUACAAAAGCUCCACCUGUGAUGUUCUCCACGAUCGAUGAGGUUCAACGGAAUAAAUGCAUUGAGUCAGGACGACCCUUUAAACUGCAAUGUGAAGUCUCAGAUCCUGACGCGCAAGUCUGGUGGUACAAAGAUGGAAAUGAGGUGCUUCCUCAAGAUGGUAUUGUCAUUGGGUCUGAGGAAGGGAUAAGAACACUCUCUGUGCAAGCUGCUGAAUUAUGUCACAGCGGAACAUACAGAUGCCAGAUGAAUGAUGAUGCCAUCACAUUCCAUGUGGAAAUCAAAGCUCCAUCACUGAAGUUCAUUCCAAUUUCAGAAGUGGAGAAGAACAAGUCCACCGAAGUAGACUCACCAAUUGUUCUGAAAUGUGAGCUAUCAGAUGCAACCUCUGAGGUGCUCUGGUGCAAAGAUGGUAGAGAGCUGGCCCCAAACCCUGAGCUCAAUUUCCAAAAAGAUGAAAAUACACGGAAAAUAAAAGUUGAAUCAGCAAAACUGUCUGAUACUGGAAACUACACCUGUCAUGUUCAAGGUGAUACCGUAUCAUUCAAGGUGGAUGACCAAGCUCAUCCUGUUAGGUUCUCAGCACUCCCAGAAAUUGCAAGAAACAAGUUUAUUGAAGCAGGUUGUCCCAUUAUACUUCAAUGUGAAAUCUCAGACCCUACUGCCCAAGUUUCCUGGCUCAAAGAUGGAGUCGAACUCCAACAACAGAGUGGACUUGACAUCCAAUCAGAGGGCACUAUGAGGAAAAUGAUCAUCCAUUCAGCUGAGCUCAAACACUCAGGCGUGUACAGCUGUGAGGCUGUGGAUGAUCUCAUAGCAUUCAAGGUGGAUGUUGCAGCACCUCCGGUAACAUUUGCCUACAUACCAGAAGAUGAUCUGCACAGAAAUAUUGUGGAACAAGACAAUAUACUCCUUCAUUGUCAAGUGUCUAGGUCAGAUGCUACUGCACAAUGGUAUAAGGAUGGAGUAGAGCUUAAAUCCACUAGCAACGUCCUCAUUGAGGUGGAAAACGACAUUCGAAGGCUGAUCAUACUCUCAGCUCAUCUCUCAGAUUCUGGGACAUAUACCUGUCGUGCUGGAGAUAGUGCUUUAGUAUUUAAAGUUAACGUAAGAGAACCUCCAGUUAUGAUUGUAUAUCCCAAGGAAGAUGUACACCUUGAUCGCCAUGUUCCUGAAGAAAUUGUUCUCAGCUGUGAACUUUCACGACCAAACGGAAAGGUGACAUGGUUCAAGGAUGGACAGAAACUACAAGAGAGUGAAAACAUCAAGCUUAAGACAGAAGGUCCAUACAGACGGCUAAAAAUUCUGCACAGUGGUAUUGAGGACUCUGGAGAAUAUGUCUGUGACACAGCUGAUGAUUCUAUAUUUUUCAAUCUGAACAUAAAAGAACCACCGGUACGUAUAGUUUCUCCAAGUCAGUCCCAAAUGGAACUUUGCCAGCAGACCUCUGAAAGGAUGGUCCUGAGCUGUGAAAUCUCUAGACCUAAUGCCACUGUACGCUGGUAUCGAGAUGGUCUUGAAGUGGAAGAGAGUGACAGCCUAAUUCUGGAAGUUGAUGGUGUCUAUAGGAGACUUAUCAUCCCAAAACCUACCGUCAAGGACUCUGCAGAAUAUGUAUGUGACACCACUGAUGACUCGGUGACCUUCUUUGUAAAUAUUGCAGAGCCACCAGUCAGAUUUAUUCGGCCAAGGAAAAUGGCCUAUGGAGUAGAGAAACUUGUUGGUGAGAUUGUGGUCCUUGAGUGUGAAGUGUGUCGACCAAAUGCUGAAGUUAGCUGGAAGAAGGAUGGAGAUGAGAUUGAGGAGAAUAGCAACGUAACUAUCACAGAGGACGGCACAAAUCGUCAGUUAACCAUUCACUCCGCAGACUUUGAGGAUGCAGGGCAAUAUGUCUGUGAUGCCAGAGAUGAUGUCAUGGAUUUUUUAGUAAAAAUCAAAGAUCCACCACUGAAAAUUCUGCGGAAAGCUGACAUAGAAACAAAACGCCAGUUUAUGGUAUCUGAUGCCAUUGUGUUAAAAUGUGAGAUCUCAAGAGCAAAUGGCGUGGUCAAUUGGCUAAAAGACAAUGAGAAGAUUGAUGGAAAUGAGCAUUUCACCUGUGAAGAAGAAGGGGCAUUCAGAUCUCUGAUUGUCCUAAAUGCUGAGUUGAGAGACUCCGGAGAGUACAUUUGCGAUGCACAAGAUGACAAAGUUGUCUUCAGUGUUACUGUAGAAGAAGCUCCAGUGUCCAUUGUUGGAAAUACACAGAAGCCAAAACACUGCAUAUUACUGACAGGAGAUGAGCUUUCCCUUGAGUGUGAGGUGUCUCGAGUAAAUGCUGUUGUCCAGUGGUACUGCAAUGGACGUUUACUAAAGCAGGAUUCACGCACACACAUUGAAAGCAGUGACACAAUGAGGAAGCUUGUGAUAUCUGGACUUCAGACAUCUGACUCUGGGGAGUAUCUCUGUGAUGCAACUGAUGACAAAAUGAUAACCAUGCUAACAGUUCAAGAUCUUCCCUUCAAAUUUAUCAAAAAAGAUGAAAAAACAAACAUUUCAGCCUAUGAAGAAGACAGUUUGACACUACGUGCCACAGUCAACAGAGUCAACGCCCCAAUUAAAUGGCAGAGAGGUCGUGAUUUAAUCAGAGGCGAUCGGUUCAACACAACAAGUGAUGGAAACACCCACUACCUUACCAUUAACCCACUCAAGAGAGGGGAUAGUGGUGAGUAUACAUGUCACUUGGGAACUGACGAGAUGCACUUCAGUGUCCACGUCAAAGCAAUGAAGGUGAAAUUCUCCAAGCCACUGGAAAACAUAGCGGGACUCAAAGGUAGCAAUGUGGUUUUAAAAUGUGAACUGUACAAGUCAAAAGGAGAUGUUCAGUGGCUGAAAGAUAGUCAAGAGAUUGCAGCAAGCAGACAUUUCACGAUCAGAGCUGAGGGUCGAGUGAGAAGUUUGACAAUACAUAACAUCACAGAAGAUGAUGCAGGAGAAUAUGCUUGUGAAUCCAAAGAUGAAAGGACAUCAGCUACUGUAAUGGUCAAUAUACCUCGUAUUGUGGAGUUUGUUGCAGAGCUACACAACAUGACUGUAAUGGAAGGAGAAGACGCAACAUUUAAGUGUGUGGUGUCUCCAGAGGAUGCGAAGCUAUCCUGGUUUAAGAAUGGCCAACAUAUUUCAUCAAAUGAGAAGUUCAACAUCUCCAGCAACGGAUUAUGCCAUAUGCUGCAUAUCAAAAACUGUCAAGUCUCAGAUAGCUGCUCAUUGACAGCUGAGGCUGAAGGUGUGAUUUCCAGAGCUCUCCUUCAGGUCCAAGAGGCACAGGUGCUGUUCACAAAGAGCAUGGACCCAGUGGUUGCAGAGGAGUUUGGAGAGGCAACACUUGAGGUGGAGGUCAGCACAGAGACUGCAGAGGUCCAGUGGAUGAGACAAGGAGUGGUUAUUCAUCCAGGGUCCAAAUUCACCUUAAGGCAGAGUGGUCGAAAACGUUCUCUCACAAUUCACAAACUAACCCUUUUAGACCGAGGAACGUACAGCUGUGAAACACUUCAUGAUCGCACACAAGCCAAGCUCAGUGUGGAACCACGAAAAAUCAAGAUUCGGAAAGGUCUUACUGACAUCCAGACUAUCGAACGAGAGACAGCUUCCUUUGAGGUGGAGCUGUCACACAGCAAUGUUGAAGGAGUAUGGCAAAAGGAUGGGCAUGUCCUCAAAACCAACAACCGCUUACGUAUGACUGCACAAGGACGGGUACACAGUCUUACCAUCUCCGGCUUGACCUUGGAUGACACUGGCACAUAUAUAUUCUCUGUUGAUAACGUCAGGUCAUUAGCAAGACUGGAUGUUAAAGAAAUCCCAGUUUCAAUCCUGAAAAAGCUUGAUGAUAUCAGACAACCAGAGGGAUCUGGGGUAACCCUUGAAUGCGAGUUAUCACGCCACAACAUAGACAUAAAAUGGACAAAGAAUGGAGUUCAGCUUAAACCAGGCAAAAACCAUCGCAUUUACUCAAUGGGAAGAAAGUGCUUCCUACAAAUACUGAAGUGUGAGCUGGGAGACUCUGGAUUAUAUGUGUGUGAUGCUGGGGAUGCCACAACAUCAUGUUCGGUGGAUAUCUAUGAGAGAGAGCUUGAGAUACUGCAAAGCUUGGAGGAUCUGGAUAUUCAAGAGGACCAGAAUGCAGUGUUCAUGUGUGAAGUGUCCCUAGACGAUGUGCCUGGAGAAUGGUUUAAGAAUGGAGAAAAGAUAAAACCGACCAGCACAAUUAAGAUUCGUCAGGAAGCGAAUAAGCACUUCCUCCUUAUAUGCAAUGUUAAAGAAGAAGAUUCAGGAGAGAUCAAGUUUGUAGCCAAGAAUGUGGAGUCUACAGCUUACCUUGAGGUGGAAGCAUUACCAGCAAACAUUGUGAAACCACUUCAGGAUAAAACUGUUCUGGAGAAAACCCGUGCCAUAAUGGACUGCACACUGACCAAUCCCCGCUGCAGCAUUCGCUGGUAUAAGGGACCUAACGUCAUCCUGCCCUCGGAGCACUUUGAGAUAUGCAGUGAAGGAUGCUAUCGAAAACUUGUGAUCCAGCAGGUGCUGCUGGAGGAUGAGGGCACCUAUAGUGUUCAAGUAGGAAACUACACAUCUUCAGCAAGACUAACUGUUGAAGCUCAGUCGAUCCUGAUGGUGCGGGAACUGCAGGAUGUGAAUGUAACAGCUCCUGCGGAUGCAUGCUUUGAAUGUGAGAUCUCUUUGCCUGUGGCCAAGGCACCUACGUGGACCCUCAAUGGGGAGACGCUGAAUCCUAGUCCUAAUGUAGUGCUGGAGAAAAUGGGAACUGUUCAUAGGCUCACUCUUAAACAAACAUCUGAAGAAAUGAGCGGCACCGUGUGCUUUAUCACAGGGAGAACCAAAAGCACUGCACAGCUACUUGUCAGAAGAAACAACUGAGAAACAACACAUGCACUUAGUGCAUAAUACUCAACUUGCUUUUAAAAUGCAAAAAUACCAAAUUAAAUGAUAACGUUCACGUUUCUUUUAAUAAGUCUGAAAGUAAGCCUAAGAAGAAUUGAAAAUCCAAAUAUAUAAUUUGUGCAUAUUAUAUGCCAUUCUAAGUGGUUGACCACACAUGUAUUAAAUUAUUUAAAGGGCACCUAUGAUGAAAAUCAUCUUUUGUAAGCUGUUUGGACAGAACUGUGUGUAGGUAUAGUGCGUCCACAGUCAUAUUGGGGUGAUAUAAACACAAUAAGUCUCUUUUUGGAAAUUUCCUGAUGUUAAAAUAGGAUCCCUUCCAUUUUGAGGUCGACUCAUGACGUAGGAGUGCAUUUUACCCACACAUUGAAUUGAUUGACAGCUGCAAUACCCCCCCCCCCCCCCCUUUAAACAAGCUGUUUGAAUGUGUGUCUGUAUACGUGAACUUUGUAACAUUGUGUGUAACUCAUUGUUGCAGAAAUGCUUGAAUUAUCUCCACAACAAAUACAUCAAAUAAUCAUUGGGAAAGUUUUUACUGUAAUUUUUCUCACAAAUGUUAUGAGAGAUCUGCUUCCUUCAUGUCUGUCACUGUGCUGUUUAUCUGACGCAGCUGAGGGAGAGAUUUGAGCUGAAACUUAACACACAUUCGGACACUAAAGACUUAUCUUAAAUCUUGAAAAAAGGGUAAAAUAGGUGCCCUUUAAAUUCUCAUGUUUUCUAAAUCUUUGAUCAAGUACAUUGGGCUUUAGAAAUGAACAAACUUGUGGAAUCACUUACAUUUCUUGCAUUUUUAGAAAAAUGUAUUUGCUAUCUUAUUUUGCAAUUUGUGUACUACUGUAUAUCAUUGUAUAGAUAUCAUUUUGUGUUUUUUUUAACUAUUAGAUAAAAGUGAGGUUAAGGCAUGUAAUAAAAAUAUGCAGGGCCAAAGAUGAUCAAAAGAGGGUUUGGGACGGAAAGAAACUUUAGAGUAGGCUAUGUAACAAAUACAACGAGUUCAUGAAUCCAUUUUACUAAGUAGGAAAACAUUUACAAAUACAGUAUGGAAAUGCUUUUGAGUUUGCUUCUGUUGUAUUCAGAAAGCAUUUCACAAUUCUUGCCUUUUACUAAAGUAUCUAAAUGAAUGUUCCCAUGUUUAUCAAUACCUUUCAAUAAAAUUUGAAAACAUA